This is a messenger RNA of Corticium candelabrum, 528 nucleotides long. RefSeq lists its product as uncharacterized. Gene Ontology annotation, molecular function: nucleic acid binding. Bases 1 to 528 code for a protein of 175 amino acids. Gene Ontology annotation, biological process: DNA integration. The transcript has a single exon. NCBI's taxonomy places the organism in Eukaryota, Metazoa, Porifera, Homoscleromorpha, Homosclerophorida, Plakinidae. The record is from RefSeq and is a predicted model, not a curated record.
AUGACAGCACCAUUACAUCCGUGGGUGAACCCAGGGCGCCCACGGGCUCGACUACAUCUUGAUUUUGCCGGUCCUUUUAUGGGAAAAUGGUUUCUAAUCCUCGUAGAUGCCUUCUCUAAAUCGCUAGAAGUACACCCAAUGCAUGCCGCAACAACAAGGGCGACCGUUAAAAUCCUGCAAAACAUGUUCGCGACACAUGGAAUUCCACAUGUGAUGGUCACCGAUAAUGGGUGUGUCUUUACCAGCGUGGGAUUUGGUGACUUUAUGAGAGGCAAUAGAAUCACACAUGUGACAUCUGCCCCUUACCACCCGGCUACUUAUGGGCUAGCGGAGAGAGCAGUCCAGACAUUUAAGGGAGCCAUGAAAAAGAUGGAGACGGAGUAUAGCUCUCUAGAGAGUAAGGUAGAUCGGUUCCUGUUUCGGUAUCGCCUGACGCCGCAUGCCACAACAGGGGAACCACCCGCCGUUUUGUUCAUGGGGAGGAGACCUCGCAGUCGGCUAGACCUCAUGCAUCCCGACUUAGCCUAG